GAGACUCGAGAGACACCAGAGUCCAACAAACAGCUUCAGAAACGGGACGAGACAAGACAGGACAGGACGCCCCCUGCAGGGCAGUGACAGACUGAUGGACACGGAGGUGCAGGGACACACGGCUCUCGGUGUUGGGGACGUAGUCGAGAAAACACACGGUGUCCCAAGUGGGAUUUAAUCCAUAGCUACAGGAGACACAGUGGUACAGUAAAGACUCGCCACCUGGACCUGAAGACUUUUGAUCAGCUCGUCGAGAAAGGUCCAGUCUGGAGCACCGCCGUGAGGCUCCGAUAAAGGAGUGAAGAUGGACAGGCCUGGAGGAGGAGGAGGAGGAGGAGACAGUGAAGGGAUGGAGAACGAGAGAAACAAGAAAAGCAAAGAGCAGCAUAACAAGGCUGAGAAGGGUGAGAAGGGUGAGAAGGAACACGAAGGAGGGAAGAAGGAGAAGAGUAAGAGAGAGAGUCGGCGGUCAGGGGGCUGGGCGCUGAGCGAGCGUCUGGCCAUCAACGUCUCAGGGAUGAGGUACGAGACUCAGCUGCGCACGUUGGCACAGUUUCCCGACUCGUUGCUCGGCGACCCGCAGCGUCGACUGCGCUAUUUCGACCCGCUCCGCAACGAGCUCUUCCUGGACCGCAACCGCUUCUGUUUUGACGCCAUCCUGUACUUCUACCAGUCCGGAGGACGCCUGCGCCGACCGGCCAACGUGCCUCUGGACAUCUUUAUGGACGAGCUGCGCUUUUAUGAGCUCGGAGAAGAGGUCAUGACCCGCUUCAAGGAAGAUGAGGGCUUCCCCAAAGAGGAGCCCAGGCCGCUGCCGCUGAACGAGAUCCAGAGAAAGCUGUGGAUGCUGUUCGAGCACCCAGAAUCGUCAGGAGGCGCUCGCAUCAUCGCCAUCAUCAGCGUCAUGGUCAUCGUGGUGUCCAUCGUCAUCUUCUGUCUCGAGACGCUGCCUGACUUCAGGCUUGAGAAAGAAAUGAGAGAGCAAAUGUCGUUCCACGCACACCACCCAGGAAUGAACAGCACAGAGGGGAUGGGUCACUUCUCUCCGUUCCAGGAUCCCUUUUUCAUCAUGGAGACGAUGUGCAUCUGCUGGUUCUCCUUUGAGCUUCUGAUGCGCUUCGCCUGCUCGCCGAGCAAAACGCACUUCUUCAAGGACAUGAUGAACAUCAUCGACUUCUUUGCCAUCAUCCCGUAUUUUGUCACGCUGGGCACGGAGCUAGCUCGGUCUAAAGGUGGCACGCCCGCCAUGUCCCUGGCCAUCAUCCGUGUCAUCCGUCUGGUGCGUGUCUUCCGGAUCUUCAAGCUGUCGCGCCACUCUAAAGGCCUGCAGAUCCUGGGCCAGACGCUGAAGGCCAGCCUGAGGGAGCUGGCACUGCUCAUCUUCUUCCUCUUCAUUGGCGUGGUGAUCUUCUCCAGUGCCGUCUACUUCGCCGAGGUCGAUGAACCCAAAACAUACUUUACCAGCAUCCCUGAGGCUUUCUGGUGGGCCGUCGUAUCCAUGACGACGGUCGGCUACGGUGACAUGUACCCCACGACGGUGGGGGGCAAGUUGGUGGGUUCCAUGUGCGCCAUUGCCGGCGUCCUGACCAUCUCGCUUCCUGUUCCAGUCAUCGUGUCCAACUUCAGCUACUUCUACCACCGUGAGAUGGAGUGUGAGGACAGUCAGGAGUACACACACGUCAGCACGUCAGUGUGGGAGAAAGAGAAGGAGGACAGCGAGGAUGAGGAUGGGGACGGAGAUGAGGAGCCUGACUACACGCCCCUGGAAGGAGGUGUGAGCUGCAGAGGGAUUUGUGCUCCACUGAACGGGACUCUACUCGCCGGACUGUGUGCUGGGGAACAGAGAACGGGCAACGUGUACCGAGGAGAACCGCUUGUCACCCAGGUGUGACCGAACAGACAGAGAGAGAGAGAGAGAGAGAGAGAGAGAGAGAGAGAGAGAGAGAGAGAGAGAGAGAGAGAGAGAGUGCAGACUUUCCAUCCAGUUGUUGAAAUUCUAAUUCUAACCACAUCCUUCACUCUAAAGCAACAAAGUUCCAACCUCUGUAUCAGUGAGAUGUUUCUCACUUCUAUACAAAUUAGGUUUGACACAAAAAUCACAAAAUCUGAUGUCUUAAACUUAUUAUCCCCGUUUCCUGUUUGACACAAAACAAGUCUUAGAACUGUGUUUUUUUUUUUUUACCUUAACCUGUAUUUAAACUUGUAUACAAAUAAACAAGAAGAACAAAACACUUGAAAGUGUGACACGUAGCUAGUUAGCAUGCUAACGUAAGCCAAAAAAGAAGCUAGCACGGAGCUGAGCCGAGUCGACUUGACUCGACAUCGGUACCGCUUUAAUCAGACAUUUCUUGUAGCCUGUAUAUUUUGUCUAAAUGCUGAGCAGGCCACGCCCACAAGCUAUAAACCAUCGGUGACAUAAAUGGGUCGAUUCUGAACGUUCACCGAAGAAUAGUUAGACAUGAGCAUCCAUGAGCCUGUAUAACACAAGAUCCUGGCUCACUCGAAACUAGACAAAUUGAAUUAAUUAGCAUCCAUUUCUUAUCACCCUGACUGCUGAUACAGGAAUCUUCUUCUGUAUGGACUGUAAAAGUCUUGGCACCCCCCCUCCCCCUCCGGAGGACUGGCGGAGCCUAAGACACAUAAAGGUCUCUGAUUUGAGCGAUUUGUCACAUGGCUGAGAUUUGAAUUUUCUCACAGAGAUGUGAAAAAUGAUGAACACGGCAUUAACACGUGGACGAGGUGUUUAAUAAUAAACACUGAUCCAGAGAUCCACAGCUCUAAGCUUCCGUCACUUAUCAUUUACAAAAUUAUUCAGAAUAUCGAGUCCUAAACAAAUGAUGUUAUUAUUCGAUUUAAUUCGUCACGGUAACGGCUGAACUCCCUUUAAUGACGUCACCUGUAUCGAACAGUAUUCAAUGGAAUCUUAACAAUUCUUAGUUUUUCUGCUAAACAUACGUUUGUGAAACAUGUGGAUAGAAACCGAGAGAGAGAGAGAGAGAGAGAGAGAGAGAGAGAGAGAGAGAGAGAGAGAGAGAGAGAGAGAGAGACUCCAUGAUCCAGCUGAAAUCUGGAUGGAAUGAAAAGAGAGAAGAUGAAAUAUGUCUACAGAGAGACGAACUGAACCGAAACAGGAACGAGACAAGGUCACAUGACUCAUCAGCACAAAACCUCUUUAAAGGAAGUUUGGCUGAAAACGAAACACACCGGUUAAAGAAAUAAAUAAAUACACACACGUAUCUCUAUCAGACUAAAUCAGACUACUUUCCAUCACAUCACAGCCCUGUUGAAUUCUCGUUUCUUGUCGGUCAGAAGGAUGUAGAGUCGAUCAUUUUCCCCAUAACGGCUUUAUAUUAUUUAUAUUAACACGCUCGUUCUGCUACGCUAUCGUUUCUAUAGUAACGCAAAAAUACUACAAGGAGACGUUCAGUUAACAUGUAUGGAAGGAGUCUCCAGUGUCAGAGCUUUGUAAAGCUGCACUUUUUAGUACUUUAGUACAGACGAGUGACUAGGAAAAAGAUUUAAAAAAAAAUGCAUCUGGUUCUUUAAUGAAGAAAAGGAUUGUAAUUGUUGGAACAUUGCUGUGAUGUGAGAGGAAAAAAACCUGUGCGAAAGACUUCGAGCUUUACCGAUCGACUACAUUUAUUUAUUUAUUUAUUUUCUUCAAACCUUUCCUUUAAACUCCGGCCUUCCUGUUACACACACACACACACACACACACACACACACACACACACACACACACACACACACACACACACACACACACACACAA
Messenger RNA from Tachysurus fulvidraco (yellow catfish), 3772 nucleotides. It is a transcript of the gene kcna7, whose product is annotated as potassium voltage-gated channel, shaker-related subfamily, member 7. Lineage: Eukaryota; Metazoa; Chordata; Actinopteri; Siluriformes; Bagridae. Gene Ontology annotation, molecular function: delayed rectifier potassium channel activity; protein binding. Gene Ontology annotation, biological process: potassium ion transmembrane transport; protein homooligomerization. Bases 305 to 1891 code for a protein of 528 amino acids. The record is from RefSeq and is a predicted model, not a curated record. The transcript has 3 exons. Gene Ontology annotation, cellular component: voltage-gated potassium channel complex; membrane.